AUGUCGUAUUCGCUUGUUAUUGAUUUCCAGAAGUACUUCCAGAUCUAUAAAGAUGUCCGGGGACGAGUUUGUUCCAACAGAAUCCCCGAGCCAUUUUUGUUUGACAAGAGUGUUUCCAACUCUGCCAAUUUAUCUAAUCUUGCAUUAAGUCUAUUGACCAAUGAGGCUAUCGAGCCGUACAUUUGCUCGCUUCGACCACUGAUGGUUGAGCUUGCCUCGAGACUUGUUACCAACGACGAGAUCGAGAAAACAUAUUUGAAACUCGCACAGAAACCCGUCAAUGUGGCUGGAUCCGUGUCUUUGAGCAGUCUGACCAAAAUUGGAACUAGUUGUCCCGAGAUCCUCACGAUCAUCGAAUAUUAUCUUCAGAAGAAACAGUUCUGGACAAUGAUCCAUCCAGAAACCAUCGAUCAGCACGAAAUGCAUUGGAUUUUACUCUCCUUUUAUAGACUCGUCAGAACCAACUGUGAAAAAUUCAGUCGAUACAUUGACUCUGCAUUACUUUACACCAUCAUCAGUUCCGACCGCACCACUGGCGUGAACAAGUAUUUGGCCAUUCGGAUACUGGCCGUCUGUUUGUUUCUUUCGGAGAAAGUCGCUUUGGAAAUGGUCUCGAGAAUCCCCAAAGACCAGCUAUUUGGAGUCUACGAAUACACAGACAGCGUUGAUUACCAGUUCUUGGAUCUCUACGAAGCGAAAAGACUGGAAACUAUUCAAAAUUCUAUUCAUUUGAGUCCUGCUGCCUCAGAAAACAAAUAUACCAUUAAGUUCCAGCAGACAGACUUCUCUUUGGGAGCCACCAUUGUUGCUGAUGUUGUGAUUCCUAACAUUUCGAGUUUGGUUCAGGGAGUGAAGGCAAGUCCAUCUGGUACUGAUUUCGUGCCGAUUCAGAAAUCCACCGUUGCUUUGAACAAGCUGGCCCAGAGCAUUCAAAAAUCAGAGCCAGUUUUACUGGUUGGCCGUUCAGGAACGGGUAAAACGUUCCUUAUCAACGAGGUGGCCAAACAACUGCAGCUGGAUACCAUGGUGAAGAUCCAUCUUAAUCAGCAGACCGACUCCAAGCUGCUUCUGGGAACGUAUUCCUCGGGAGCCACUCCGGGAACGUUUGAGUGGAAAAACGGCGUGCUCACCACUGCUGUGAAAGAAGGCCGUUGGGUUCUGGUUGAGGACAUCGACAAGGCUCCGAACGAGGUUCUCUCCAUUUUGCUUAGUUUGCUCGAGAAAAGAGAGCUCACUAUUCCUUCCAGAGGAGAGGUCAUCAAGGCCGCUAAUGGAUUCCAAUUAAUUUCGUCUCUUCGAUUAGCCGGAGACUCGCGCAACCACACGCUUCCCCAGAUGAUUGGACAACGGCUCUGGAACGUUGUUGAGCUCGAGGAGCUGGAAACCAAGGAACUCAAGCUGAUUCUGUCCACCAAGUUCCCGUUGCUUGUCAACUUCACAUCCAUGUUCAUCAAAUGUUUCCAGAACGUUAAGGAACUUUACGACUCGCGCAAGUUUUUGACGAUGAACAGAGGAGCUCAGCCUAGAGCUCUUACUAUCAGAGACCUAAUGAAGCUAUGCAAGCGUUGCAACAAGAUUCUCACAGAUAAUAACGUCGCCAGCUCGCACGACAUGCUGACCGAAGAGGUAUUUGACCUGAUCUUCCAGGAGACAGUUGACUGUUUCACCAGUUCGAUCGUGGAAAGAGCUCCUAUUGAGGCCGUCGUGAAGGAGAUUGGUGUGUGUUUGGAAGUUCCUACUUCGCGUGCUACCGUUUACCUAAGCAAGCACAUUCCGUCGUUCCAGGAAUUUGAGGACUCUGUUUCUGUUGGAAGAGCACAUUUGACCAAGAAAGCUGUUGCUGGACUCAAACCUGUCAGAAAACAGACGUCCUUUGCAAAGACAAACCACUGUUUGCGUUUGAUGGAGAAGAUCGGUGUUGGUAUUUCUCUCUGUGAGCCAUUGCUCAUGGUUGGAGAAACAGGUACUGGUAAGACCACCAUUGUGCAAGAGGUUGCCAGACUGUUGAACAAGAAACUGACUGUGAUCAACGUGUCUCAGCAAACAGAGGUCGGUGAUCUGCUUGGUGGCUUCAAGCCGGUCACCACCAAAAGUCUGGCUAUUCCGUUGGAGGAGGACUUUGAAGAGCUUUUCAAACGGUCGUUCUCGGUAAAGAAAAACGAACAGUUCAUGAAACUUCUGGCCAAGAUGUUUAACAAGUCUCAGUGGAAAGGUGUGAUCCGUCUAUGGCGCGAGGCUUUCAAGAUGGCCGAGAAUCUGUUUGCCAAACAGGACGACGACUCUACAAAGAAACGGAAGCUGAACGAUACCGACAAGGCAGAGCUCAUGGCCGAAUGGCGCCGUUUGUACGCGCGGAUCCAGGAGUUUGAGAAACAGGGCAGCUCCGCGGAGAAGUCUUUGGUUUUCAAGUUCGUGGAAGGAUCGCUUGUGCAUGCUGUGCGGAACGGUGACUGGGUUUUGCUGGAUGAAAUGAACCUGGCAGCUCCAGAGACUUUGGACAGCGUUUCGGAGCUCUUGAACGAGGAAGGAGCACAGAGAAACCUGCUGCUUUCUGAAAAGGGUGACGUCGAGAGUAUCAAGGCCCAUCCUGAUUUCAGAAUCUUUGGAUGUAUGAAUCCGGCUACCGAUGUUGGUAAGAAAGAUCUUCCCGAAGGAAUUCGGUCAAGAUUCACGGAAAUAUAUGUCCAUUCGCCAGACCAGGACAUCGCCGAUCUUUUAAUGAUUAUCGACAGUUACAUUGGAAGAUACUCGUUAUCUGACGAAUGGGUUGGGAACGACGUGGCAGAACUGUAUCUAUCUGCCAAAAGACUCGCCGAUGCAAACGAACUCGCCGACGGUAGCAACCAAAAACCCCAUUUCAGUGUCAGAACACUGACGCGUACUCUUCAGUACGUGCGUGACAUUCUUCCGAUCUACGGCCUCAGACGCUCGCUGUACGAAGGAUUCUGCAUGUCUUUCCUGACUCUGCUGGACGCCAGCUCCGAAACCAAACUCAGACCGCUCAUUGAAAAAUACACAAUCCAACGACUAAAGAACGCCAAGUCUGUCAUUUCGCAGAUCCCAUCGAACCCGUCUUCUGAGGCUCAACAGUACGUCCAGUUCAGACACUACUGGAUGCGUAGUGGUCCUCUGGAGCCAGAAGAACAGCCCCAUUACAUCAUGACUCCGUUUGUCGAGAAGAAUUUGAUGAAUCUGGUUCGUGCAUCCAGUGGCCGGUUCCCUGUUCUGAUCCAAGGUCCAACGUCGUCUGGUAAAACGUCGAUGAUCAACUAUCUUGCCAAGAUCACCGGUCACACGUUUGUGAGAAUCAACAACCACGAACACACAGACUUACAGGAGUAUUUGGGAACGUAUGUUUCCGACGACACUGGUAAAUUGGUGUUCCGAGAGGGUGUUUUGGUGGACGCUUUGCGCAAAGGUCACUGGAUCGUUCUUGACGAGUUGAACUUGGCACCAACAGACGUUUUAGAGGCAUUGAACAGACUUUUGGACGACAACAGAGAGCUAUUCAUUCCAGAGACUCAAGAAGUCGUGACCCCUCAUCCGGACUUUAUGCUUUUUGCAACCCAGAACCCGCCAGGACUUUAUGGAGGCAGAAAGAUCCUGUCCAAGGCUUUCAGAAACAGAUUCCUGGAGCUGCAUUUCGACGAUAUUCCUCAAGACGAGCUCGAGAUCAUUUUGCGUGAACGGUGUCAAAUAGCUCCGUCGUACGCCCAGAAGAUUGUUGAGGUCUACAAAGAGCUGACUGUCCAGAGACAGAGCACGCGUCUUUUUGAAAAGAAAGACUCGUUUGCUACUCUUCGUGAUCUUUUCCGUUGGGCGUUGCGUGAAGCCGUUGGAUACGAGCAACUGGCCGCUAACGGGUACAUGUUGCUUGCCGAGCGGGUGAGACGUCCCGAGGAAAAGGUGGUGGUGAAACAGGCAUUGGAGAAGGUGAUGCGCGUGAAACUGGAUAUCGAUACCUACUACCAGCAGCUGGAGAUUCCUGAAUUGCUGCAACUUCCAAGCUCCAUCGUCUGGACCAAGGCCAUGCGUCGUUUGGCAGUUUUAGUGGCUACUUCCAUCAAGUACAAGGAGCCUUUGCUUUUGGUUGGAGAGACUGGUUGCGGAAAGACCACCGUUUGUCAGCUGAUUGCUCAGUUCUACGGAAAACAGCUGGUUACCGUUAAUGCUCACCAAAAUACAGAAACAGGAGACCUACUUGGAUCUCAGAGACCGGUCAGAAACAGACAGAAGCUGAAGGACAACUUGGAGGCUGGUCUGAAACAGGUUUUGACCAAUCACAACGUCCCGGUGUCUACGGUGACUGCCAUGAUGGAGGAGUACGAGAGUUUGAAGAAACAGGGAGUUUUGGAGGAAUCUGAGAAACAGCUGGUUGAACAGCUUAUUUCUGCUUCCAAAGUCCUGUUUGAGUGGUUUGACGGUCCAUUAGUCUGUUCCAUGAAAGACGGCAGUUUCUUUCUGCUCGACGAAAUAUCGCUGGCCGACGACUCUGUGUUGGAGCGUCUCAAUUCCGUUUUGGAGCCGGAGCGGAGUUUGUUGCUUGCAGAGAAGGGAAGUGAGGACGCUGCAGUGACUGCUGCGGACAGUUUCCAGUUCUUUGCAACCAUGAACCCCGGCGGCGACUACGGUAAGAAGGAGCUGUCUCCAGCGUUGAGAAACAGAUUCACCGAGAUCUGGGUUCCUUCGAUGGAGGACUUCGACGAUGUUCGUCAAAUUGUCGAGUCUCAGCUUAACCAAAAGGCACACGGUCUUAUUGACAGCGUUGUUCAGUUUUCGCAGUGGUACGGCCACAAGCUCGGCGAUGGGUCUGCCUCGAGUGGAGUGAUCUCUCUGCGUGACAUUCUCGCCUGGGUCUCGUUCAUCAACAACGCUGUCGAGAACGGAAUUCGUCCCCAUAUGGCUCUUUUGCACGGAGCUUGCAUGGUUUUCAUUGACGCUCUGGGAACCAACAACACAGCGUUCUUGGCCGACAACGAAGAGCGCCUGCGACAGUUCAAGCUGGAAUUUGUGGACAAGCUUGCCGAGAUCUCCAAAACCGACUUGCGGACACCAUACUUGGCAACAUACCAAGUCCAAGUGUCUGAUACGUAUCUUCAAUGCGGUGACUUCAAAAUCGAUAGAGUCCAUCCAGACAACAAAACGUCGUUCAACUUGGACGCUCCAACGACUGCUCUGAACGCCAUGCGUGUGAUCCGUGCCUUGCAAGUUCACAAGCCUAUUUUGCUGGAAGGAAGUCCUGGUGUUGGAAAAACAAGUUUGGUGUCUGCUCUUGCGGCAGCUGUUGGUAAAGACCUCACCAGAAUCAAUCUCUCUGAGCAAACGGACUUGAUUGACCUGUUUGGAUCGGACUCGCCAGUGGAGGAAGGAGAAACAGGAGAGUUUAGAUGGAGAGACGCUCCGUUCCUGCGUGCUAUGAAGCGGGGAGAAUGGGUCCUAUUGGACGAAAUGAACCUGGCUUCGCAGUCCGUCUUGGAAGGACUCAACGCCUGUUUGGACCACCGUGGUGAAGCGUACAUUCCUGAACUGGACAGAAGCUUCCGCGGCCAUCCUGACUUUUUGGUUUUUGCAGCUCAAAACCCGCAACACCAGGGUGGUGGCAGAAAAGGAUUACCGAAAUCGUUUGUGAACCGGUUUACCGUCGUUUACGUCGAUAUGUUGACGGAAACAGAUUUGAAGAUGAUCGCCAACCACCUGUAUCCUGCUCUGGAGAAAGACGUUUCUGACAAGUUGAUCGACUUUGUCUCUGAGCUAGAGAAGGAGGUUGUGAUUCACCGCCAAUGGGGUGCGACUGGUGGACCUUGGGAGUUCAACUUGAGAGACACGCUUCGUUGGCUGUCUUUGUUAAACAGCCCUAGUCUUCUGGACUCACCUUGUGCUGGUGAUUUCUUUGAGAUGAUUGUUCAACAACGGUUCCGUACUCCAAACGACAGACUUCGUGCUCAACAGCUUUACGAACAGAUCUUUGGUGCAAGAAAGCCAUCUGCUCCAUACUACCAGCUGAAUGUUGAUUACGUUCAGUGUCAAGCGGAAGUUGUUCCCAGGAACUUUCUGAUUCAGCACAUUGUUGAUGACAAGCUGAGCUCGUUGCAAUGUAACUACUCUGUCUUGGAAACUCUUCUUCGUUGUGUCAAAAAACAAUGGCCAUUAAUUCUUGUUGGACCUUCCAAUUCGGGGAAAACAGAGCUGAUCAGAUUCGCUUCGGGAAUUCUGGGUACCAAGCUGUACGAGUUCUCCAUGAACAGCGAUAUUGACAGUAUGGACAUUCUUGGUGGAUACGAACAGGACGAUUUGUCCAGAGAAAUUUCUGAGUUUGCCAAAGAUCUAAAAGAAUUGCUCAUGGAACUGGCAGCGUACAAUCUGCUCACCAACAGUGGAGAUAGCUCUGUUUUGAAGCACACUUUGAGAUUUAUUGACUUCCUAUCCAAUGCCGAGUUCUCAAAACAGCAGUUUGGUCAGUUGGAAUCGUUCUUUGAUGUUCUGCAACAAUCAAUGUCCAACGACAAGUUCGACCAGCUCAAAGAACAGUACUCCGUUUUGGCUCACAAACUGAACCAAGGAGACAAGAUCAAGUUCCGCUGGUUCGACAGUCUUCUGGUCCAGGCAGUGGAGAAGGGAUACUGGCUUGUUCUGGACAACGCCAACCUCUGUAGUCCAAGUGUUCUGGAUAGAUUGAAUUCUCUUCUGGAGAUGGACGGUUCGCUGAUCAUCAACGAAUGCACAGACGCUGACGGAAAUCCAAGACACCUGAAGCCUCAUCCGAACUUUAGACUGUUCCUCACUGCUGAUCCAGCAUAUGGAGAGCUUUCUAGAGCCAUGAGAAACAGAGGUAUCGAGAUCUUCAUGAACCCUAUCGAAUCACGUGCUUCUGACUUUGACCGCCUAGUUCUGCAGAAAAACAGCACAUCAAGCUUUGUUGGCUCGUUCAACUCGUCUUUCGCCCCAUUGGCCGUGCUGUUAGAUGCACUGAAAGCUCCAAAUGGACAAACUCCAGACAUACUUUCUAACGUGCUCCCAAUACGGUCCGGUCACGUGAUCAAGGAUUUGGUGCCAAACGUGUACAAGGUGUCUGGAUUUGAGUCCGUUGUUUCCCCGUUGGAGGCGAUUGCCGGACGAAUUGAGUUCUACGAGAGCUUAGGGCUUCCUAGAAAGCUUGAGCAGGCGUACAACAGGGCACAGAAGGGAGCCGAGGUGGCUGUUUUGGCCAAAUCGCAGGCUCUGCAACCGUUGAUCAACACAUACAUUCUUGGGAAGCUCUCGGAGGAGUACGCUCCUACCGAAGAGGCCCAUUACCUGUUCCAUGUUUUGGGAAUGGUUUACGAGGCACAAAGGUAUCUGACGAAGCUGGAAAAACGCGUUGAGAGUGCCAAAGUGACAGAGUUGACGUAUUUGGAGAAAUCUGCUGCGCAUGCAAGCGGCAGAGCUUUGAAGAGCGUUCCUAAACUGAAUCUCUACGGUUUGGUCACCAAGAUCGUUGACUUUGUCAAGAACGAGGUCAGCUCGAUGGAUGAGCUGUGGCAGAUUUCUGGCAAGUACAAGUCGCUGUUCAAGUUGAUGUUCAUCUGGCAAAACAUUAUUGAGUGUUCCAAAGUUCAGCACGAGACGAAGCUCAGAAUCUACCAGGACAAAAUCCUGGACUGGCUCGACGACUACAGCGGCGAAGGUUCUGGUCUACGCCAGGUUGUUGACUCGUUCUCGAAACAGUUGCAGUUGACCCAGGGCUACUCUAUGACUCUCAUCUGGGAGAAGAGCAAGGAUCUGUAUCCGAGCACUCCAGAAGGAUGGAGCAACUACCACCAGCUGAUGGAUGUUGCAGUGGAGUUUGACGAGAUCUGCAUGGAGCAGUACUCAGAGAACUUUGAGAUGGUGACCAGUCUCAGACAGGUGUUUGUUGCACUGUUUGAGGACUGUGUGAACGGUGGCUUAAUUGAACAUCUGGAAGAGUUGAAGCAGAAAAUUACAGCGCUGAGAGAUAUUUCGGGAACUUUCCUCAACCAACGCAAACACCCAUACACUCACAUCUUUGAUCUGGUGCUCAACUUUGCUGAUCUGCUGAGCUGCUCGUUGGGAGCAGGAUUGGAGAAAUCAAGGGAGAAUUACAGGUUUGCUCUUCUGGCAGCUAGAUCAACUAGCUCCCUUACUAAAUGGAGUCAGGACCGGUUCAAGCCUUAUCCAAGAAUCUUCGACCAACUGUGGACAUCUAAAGGCGAACCGAAGGUGGUUGACUUGUUGAACCAGACUUUGGUGGAAGAUCUUGUUGCUGCUGGUUCUGGAAUGAAACAGCUUUCUGGAUCGAGCAUUGACGAGGCACUUGUUGAUGCCAGGUUCAUGCUCCAAAUGGCUAUCAAGAACAGCGCAGCUUUCAGCUCUCCUCUGGAGAACAUACAGUCGUUGCUGGUGCAGUGGAUUCUGUACAUCUGUGGAUUCCAUACUGGAGAGUCGCUGGAGUUCCUUAAUCUCCAGCAAAAUAUCACCAGCGAAACUGUUUCCAGCUACCAAAAAUCUCUGGAUCAGCUACCAAACUUCCAGCAAGUGUUCAGUGUGUUUUUCGUUCCUGCCUUGCUCUCGACACCAUCGAGAAAGUCUGUGGGCAGCUCGUGGGUGCUGUUUGCGUGCGGGAUGAUCAUGCUGUUUGUUCCAAACCACGCGUACGACCCAGCCAUCGUGGACCAUGUGGCCUACGACGACUACGCCAAGCUCGAGUCGCUGAUUGGCGAGAUCAAAGACGCGUGGGUGUCGUUUAGACGUGUUCAGUUCGGUGACCAGGAAACGUACGCGGAGUCUGUGCUUCCACAAGUGGAAGAGACAGCUCCAAGUGCUCCAAAGGUGUUCCGUUCAGGAGAACCAAUUGACACCCUGUUUGAGGAGUGGACUAUUUUCCUCGACUCGACGAUGAAAGCAAAGACCGAGGGAUUGAUUGGAGUGGCCGAGACUAUCAUGGCAAAGAGCUCGCUGGAGGUAGAGAAUCUCCACCGGAACUCGACGCAGCUGUUUUUGCGUCUGAAACAAAACUUCGCUGAGUUUUCCGAUCUCAACGACGUUCUUGGCGGGUUCAUCUACUCACUUAGACUUGGUCUGGACUUGCUGGACGAGAACCGUACAUGCGAGUCAAAAUUAUGGAGUGUUGAUCCGUCAGUUCUUGGAAACGCCGACAAGACCAAAGAAAUAUACUCCGGUCUGGAGAAGACAAUUAAAAAACAAUCUAUUGACCAUGAGGAUGUUGAGAAACUUGCUAUUUUCAACAUGAAGGUCUUGAAAUUCCAAAAGGCUUACGCAGACACAGAGGAGAUGUUCCAGAAGUCGCUAAUGACGGUCUACUACAGAUGGACUGCCAGAAGGCUUAAACAGGACGAGCAGGAGUCUUUGCAACAAGGUGUGUUCCAAUUCUCCGACCCUACAUUGGAUGCUGAGAAGGAAUUCCAACAGCUUUUCCCUGAUGCCGAUAUAGAACUUACCGGUGACGGAUCCAACAUCAACUGGGAUCAUAUCUACUCCCAGAUUGCUUCCUCCUACUGCAACUACUUCCUCGGAGAAGCACAGAGUCUGGAAACAGUUGUUUUGGACGGAACAGACGUUCUUGACAGUGUUGAUAAACUGGUCAAGCACCCUAGCGGAGCACAAAACACAGAAUCGCUGCUUUCGAGUACAAUCUACCAGAUUGUCACGUCGAUGAACAAGUUCUCGUCGAACCAGGGCCAGACCAUCGACUUCUACCGCGACUACAGUCCGUACGAAACACGCAGAUCGGGCAAGAUCGUGCUGGCUCUGCAAGGUCACGUGAACGAGCUGCUGAAGCAGUGGCCCGAGCACGCUACUUUGCAGCAACUUUUCCGGAUUUGUCAGGAGUACGUCGACUUCCGCGUGGACACUCCGGUUUACCGGCUGUUGGCCAAGAUCGAGCAGAUCUACACGUUUGUCAGCGAAUGGGAGAAGUAUGCACAUUCGGGUGUUUCCUUGCAGAGACACGGCCAGAGUCUUGCUGACCUGAUUGUUUCCUGGAGAAGACUCGAGUUGAAUUCCUGGAAGGAGGUCUUGGCGAACGAGGAGAAGGCCGUUGAACAGGCCGUCGGAAAAUGGUGGUUCCAUCUGUUUGAGAGCAUUGUUGUUUCGGAAGAGCAGGACGUGCUCAAAUUGGUUGCAGCUGUGAAUGUGUUUAUUUCCAGAGGAACUAAGGGUGACUUGAAGCACCGGUUUAGACUCGUUCGUGCGUUCAGCGAACAGGUCAAACACGAUAAGACGAUCUACAGUGCUCUGAUGAACAUUCUGGACUUUUUCCAGCCGUUCCUAACCAUUGUUGAGCAAGCUGUUUCGAACGAGAAAAAGACUUUGGAGAAACAGGUGAAGGAAGUCAUUCUUCUUGCCAGCUGGAAAGACGUCAACAUCGACGCUUUGAAACAGAGUUCGCGCAAAUCGCAUCAGAGCUUGUACAAGCUUGUGAGAAAGUACAGAGACCUUUUGAACAGCACCAUCACCGAGAUGGUCGAGUCGGGACUCGGAUCGACUCCCGUGGUGAUUAACCAAAAGACCAUCGGUAUGGUUCCUGUUUCGCUUGGAGAACUUGGCUCGUCUGAGGUUUCUCUUUUCAACAACAUCAAAACGAUCCACCAUAACAUGCAGGUUUAUCUCGGGGACCUUUCUUCUGAAUCUUUUGGAGGCUUCUACGAGUACUGCGAAGAAAUUGUUGCUGCUGCUAGGAAACUCCGCGAAGAAACACCAAAGACAUUGACCGACGAGAAUAAGAAACUGGUUGCAAGUCUGAAACAGGAGAAACGUAAACUGCUCAGUGACACGUUGAAGGAGCUGCGUCGCAGUGGUAUCAAGUUACAAACAACCACAAAGACCCAGGCUCUGCUUGCGUCGACAACGACUAUUCUUGCUAACUCCAACACUUUGAGAAACGGACCCUUGGAAGGAGCAGACGUGUACUUUUUCCGGGUUCUUGAGCUGCUUCCAAGACUGCGUGCUGCCGUGAGCAACUGUCAUGCGGAGGUUCCUAUUACCGAUAUCCAAAGGGCACUGGCUGCUGUCGAGAACGUGCUUGUUUCUCUGAUAACCACGCGUCACAAGAUUGCCGAUGUUUCGGUGCUACAUGUGACGGUCGAAAAUGUUUUGAAGAGCUUCAAGGUUGCAAAUUCGGGCAAACCUGUUGCUAUUGACCCGCAAACACACGAAAUUGUCCAUGUUGUCCAGAAGCUGCCAGAAAUCGUUUCAUUCUCUGGUAAAGUGACUGAAAUCAUCUCUGAGCUUGGAAUCAGUGCUACUUUGAAGCUGGAGACGCCAAGACUUGAUAUUGACACCAAGUUGUUCACCGAAACUGAACAGAGCAUGGUAGCUGAUGCCAGAAAUGGCCUGGACAAGAUGAAGACCCAGUUGUACCGUUGGAAGGCCGACAACCCGACCGUCAAGUUUGUUGCUGAAACUGUCCUGGACUGGCUGGAUGUGCCUGUUUCCAUUAAUACUCUUUCCUUGUCCAAGUCUGACGACGAUGUUGAGGAGGUUGGAAGCAAACUAUUUGGCUCUAUUUUGGUUUCUAUCCAGAAACUUCGCCAGUUGCAAACCACUCCGUUAGAGGCUGACGAGGACAACUGGUUGGUGGAUAGUCAGCGUCGUUUGGUGAAGUACAUCGAUCUUCUUUAUGGAGAGGUGAUGCAAGAACGCAUUGUUGGGUUCCUGAAUCUGCUGGAAAAUAUCCAAUACGAUGAGGAGACCAGCGCCGAGGUGAAAUCUGUUCUUGGGUACGUUGUUCCGCUGUUGGAACACUAUCUGAACGCCGUGAGCAUCAUUGUUUCCAAGAUCCAGGACAACUAUGUUGGAACGUCCAAGGGACUCUACGAGCUGUGCACGCUGCUUUUGACUGUUGCCACCGACGGAUUCUGUUCUCCAGAAGGGUCUCAGGAAGAAGAGUCUGGCCAGGACCAGAACGGAACGGGACUUGGAGACGGAGAAGGAGCCACAAAUAAUUCUAAGGACGUUGAAGAAGACGAGAAUUUGGAAGACUACGUUGGGGGCGAGCAGGACGGUGAGAAGGAACAGCGGGAGGACGAGAACGAUGAUGCGGUGGAUGUUGAAGGAGAUAUGAAAGGUGACCUUGAAGAGAUGGAAGGCAAGGACGAGGAAGGAGAAGACGGCGACGAAGAAGAGGCCGACGAGGAAGUUGGCGACGUGGACGAUUUGGAUCCAAACGCUGUUGACGAGAAGAUGUGGGACGAAGAGGCCACCAGCGAGAAGGAGAAGGAGAAGGACGACCUCAAAGGAAAACAGGGCGAGGACAUGGAAGCUGUUGAUGAAGAUGAGAAAGAAGGUGAUGGAGAUCAGGGAGAGCAGGAGAAGACCGAGGAAGGAGACGAAGGAGAGGAGGAGGAUGUUGCAGAGCAGGAAGAUGAGGUCCGCAAUGAUGGUGAGGACGGAAUGGAGAUGGACGCCGAGCAGGGCGAAGCUUUGGAGCUCGAAGACGACAUUAAUCUUGAUGGAGACGAAGAAGGAGACGAAGAGGAAGAAGAAGAAGGUGACAUGGACAUUGACAUGGAGGAGGAGUCUGAGAUGAAGGACGAGCAGGAGGAUGCUGGAGAGGAUGCUGAGGCCGACCAGGAGAACGUUGACGGUCAAGAGGCUUCGGAAGAGGAGGCCGAGGACGGCGAAGAAAACAACGACGCCGAGCCUGGUCAGGACGACGGAUUGGACGAGGAGAUGGAAGCCGGCGAGGAGCAGGUCAAUGACGAGGGAGAGAAUGAGAAUCCAUCUGAAUCUGAAGAACUGGCCGGCGAGAACGCCAAGGAGAACGAGGAGCAAGAAGACAUGGACGGUGCGGAAGGAGGAGCUGAAAACGCUCCGGACACGAUGAUGAACGCCGAUUCUGCUGCUUCUGCCAACGAGGGUGCACAGGCCGAAGGCGCCAGUGCUGCCGCAGACAACGAGCAAGAUAGCGUGGGAGCCAGUGGAGCAGCCCAGGCACAAGAGGCAGCCGAACAAACUGACUCGUCGCGUGAAAACGCAUCAAACACUCUGAAACAGAUGGGUGACGCUCUCAAGGAGUUCUACAAGCGGCACCAGGACAUUCUGGAGACCGAUGUGGAGGCUGCGGAACAGAAGGGCGAGAACCCUGACGAAUUCCAGCAUCUGGACGGUGACAACGCCGACACAGACACGCAGGCCGUGGGAGCUGCUUCCGAGGACCAGGCCAUGAAGCUCGACGACGACAUGGAGAUCGAUGAGGCCGAGAUUCCACAGGAACACAACCAGGAUGAGUCUGUGAAGCAGGAAGGUGCGGCCGACGGAGGCGAGGCCGGCGAGCUGGAAGAAACCGACGAACCAGCCGACGAAAAAGAGCUGGGCGGCCGCGUCAAGCGCGAGCACGACGGCAUUCCGCAGCUCGACGACCUCGACUCCGACGAGGAAAUGGACUCUGACGCCCAGUCGCAGCCAGAAACCGCGACCGCACUGUCGUCCCUGCGUUCCUGGGACGAGGCACGUGACCUGUGGCAGCACGCGGACGAAGCUACACGGGAGUUCACUGCCGGGCUUUGCGAGCAGCUGCGGCUGAUCCUGGAGCCCACCGUGGCCACCAAGCUGCGUGGAGACUACAAGACCGGAAAACGGCUCAACAUGAAGAAGAUCAUCCCGUACAUCGCGUCGCAGUUCCGCAAGGACAAGAUCUGGAUGCGCAGAACAAAGCCUAACAAGAGACAGUACCAGAUCAUGAUUUCUGUGGACGACUCAAAGUCGAUGGCCGAGUCCAAGGCAGUCGAGAUCGCGUUCCAGUCGAUCGCGCUGGUUUCUAAGGCCCUGACCCAAUUGGAGUCUGGCCAGCUGUCUGUGGUGAAGUUUGGAGAGACUACCAAUGUGGUGCAUCCAUUCGAGUCGCAGUUCAGCGCCGAGGCCGGAGCGAAAGUGUUCCGCAACUUCACGUUCGAGCAAACACGCACAGAUGUGCGGAAACUCGUGGAAACGUCGCUCGACCUGUUUGCAGCUACCAAACCGGCAUCAGAGAACCUGUGGCAGCUGGAGAUCGUGCUUUCCGACGGAGUCUGCGAGGACCACGACACCAUUCGCCGUCUGGUGCGUCGCGCACGCGAAAACCAUAUCAUGCUGGUGUUUGUGGUGAUCGAUGGAAUCGCCAACACCGAAAGCAUCCUGCAAAUGAGCCAGGCCAAAUACGUGCCUGACGCGUCUGGAGAGCUCAAACUCCAGGUCGACAAGUACCUGGACACGUUCCCAUUCGAGUACUACGUUGUUGUGAGCGAGAUCGAGGAGCUUCCAGAAAUGCUUGCCUCCAUUUUGCGCCAGUUCUUUGCCGAGACUGGCGACCGCUAG
Ogataea philodendri is the source of this 14310-nucleotide messenger RNA. RefSeq lists its product as uncharacterized. Gene Ontology annotation, molecular function: ATP binding; ATP hydrolysis activity. Gene Ontology annotation, cellular component: nucleus; preribosome, large subunit precursor. Bases 1 to 14310 code for a protein of 4769 amino acids. The transcript has a single exon. Gene Ontology annotation, biological process: ribosomal large subunit assembly; rRNA processing. The record is from RefSeq and is a predicted model, not a curated record. NCBI's taxonomy places the organism in Eukaryota, Fungi, Ascomycota, Pichiomycetes, Pichiales, Pichiaceae.